This is a messenger RNA of Tupaia belangeri chinensis (Chinese tree shrew), 3625 nucleotides long. RefSeq names its product ankyrin repeat domain 35 (gene ANKRD35). Gene Ontology annotation, molecular function: actin binding. NCBI's taxonomy places the organism in Eukaryota, Metazoa, Chordata, Mammalia, Scandentia, Tupaiidae. The record is from RefSeq and is a predicted model, not a curated record.
ACAAGAGGCACACUUUGUUGGGCUGGGGUGGCCGAGCCAUGAGAGAAAACUUUAUGGGAACAAAACACUUGGCCUGGGGGCCCACCAAGUGUGAAAAGAAGCAUUCCAGAGAAGAUUAAUUACCAGCUGCAAAAGGAAUUGCAGUAGAUUAGAACAGUUCAAGCGCUGGGCUCUUUUGUGAAAGUUUUCACAUGCAUGUUAGCGGGCUUCUUGGGCUGCAAGGAAGAAGGAAAGACGACCAGUCUUCCACGGACCAUUGAAGCAAGAAUUACUGAGAAUCUGAACACAAAAGCUCCAAUCGAGUUCGGUGGGUUUGGAAACCUGUGGCCCGGCUCUCCGCGCGUCCCCGUCCCCCCGUGGCCCUGGCCCCGGCCAUGAAGCGCAUCUUCUCCUGCUCCAGUUCACAAGUGGCGGUGGAGAGAUGGAACCGUCGUGAUCAGAAGCUGCUGGAGGCAGUGCAGCGGGGGGAUGGGGGACGCGUGGCUGCCCUGGCCUCCCGAAAGUCUGCCCGACCCACCAAGCUAGACUCCAACGGCCAGUCCCCGUUUCAUCUCGCAGCCUCGAAAGGCCUGACAGAGUGUCUGACUAUACUGCUCACAAAUGGGGCUGACAUCAACAGCAAGAAUGAGGACGGAAGCACCGCCCUGCACUUGGCCACCAUCUCCUGCCAGCCACAGUGUGUCAAGGUUCUGCUUCAGCAUGGUGCUAAUGAAGAUGCUGUGGAUGCAGAGAACCGCAGUCCAUUGCACUGGGCAGCCUCCUCUGGUUGUGCCUCAAGUGUGCUCCUGCUGUGUGACCACGAAGCCUUCCUGGAUGUGUUGGAUAAUGAUGGACGAACACCCCUGAUGAUCGCAUCUCUGGGUGGUCACGCAGCUAUCUGCUCACAGCUGCUGCAGAGAGGCGCCCGAGUUAAUGUGACUGACAAGGAUGACAAAUCGGCUCUGAUCCUGGCCUGUGAAAAAGGCAGUGCUGAGGUGGCUGGAUUGCUCCUGAGCCACGGAGCAGAUGUGGGCACAGUGGACAGCACGGGGCACGAUGCUCUGCAUUACGCCCUGAACACAAAGGACAAGGCACUGUGGAGGCUGCUACGACAGGCCCUGAACCGGCGACGGCGGGGAGGUCAGAGUCUAGUUCAACACCCAGAUCUUGUAUCCCAGGCCUCUCCAUCUGGGUCCCAGAUAGGUUCUCCACCUAAAAGCCCAUGGAGAGCAGAGCCUGAGGAGGAGCAGGAGGAAGAGGAGGAUGAGGACCCGUGCUCAGAGGAGUGGAGGUGGAAGUAUGAAGAGGAGCAGAGGAAAGUUUCUCAGUUGGAGCAGGAGCUGGUACGAAAGACAGAGGAGUGUAAGGCUCAAGCUGCAGCCUACCUGGGCCUGGAGAACCAGAUUCGAGAGCAGGUGCAGGAGCUAGGGCUCCUUUUGUCCCGACAGUCUGGCACUCCUGAGGAGGAGGGCUCUAGUCUCCGGCCUGGAGGGGAUGGCAUGGAGCAAGGCUGUCCCUUGUACCUGCUGGCUGAGCACAUACAAGAACUAAAACAGCGACAGGCAGUGGCCACAGUAAAGCCAACAUCAGAUCCCAAGAAGGCUGAGGAUUUGGCCCCAGGAGAAACCCAAUAUGAAGUACAUGGGAUGCCCCAACCAGAAGAACUGGCACCACUCCAGAGCCCAAGGUGUGAGAUCACUGGGAAAGCCACAGGACAGCCACCAACCAUCAGCAGGGAACAGACACUUAGCCCUAAUUGUACUGACCAGCAGCAUGCUGGCCAGAAGGAGCUGCUUCAGGCUUCAGAGGUUGAGCCAGCAGGUACAGUGACUGACCCAGUGGGUACAGCAGCCGUGAAGCAACUCCUGCUACAACUAAGGGAGGAGCUGGCGGCAGUGUGGAGAGAAAAGGAUGCUGCCCGGGGGGCUUUGUCAAGACCCAUCCUAGAGGGAGUCCUGGGGACUCCCCGAGCUGAGGCUGCAGCAGCUGCCUGGGAGAAGAUGGAGGCCCGGCUGGAGCGGGUGCUGGUGAGGCUUGACCGAGCAAAGGCAGGACUACAGGUGGCACCUGAGGCUCCUGCUCAGGAGUCCAGAGAGAGAACCACAAGGGCAGCCCCAGCGAGCAUCAGAGAGGACGAAGUGAAGGAGAAAAGGGCUCCUGGGGCCCGAGGAGAGCCCCUAGGGGCCCCUGGAGGAGAACAGGUCCCAGGAGGAGGCUUAGCAAGGGGACAUCUGGAGAAGGAGGUGUCUGCACUGAGACUGAGCAACAGUAACUUGCUGGAAGAGCUGGGAGAGCUGGGACGAGAGCGGCAGCGGUUGCAGGGAGAGCUGCAGUUCCUGAGCCAGCGGCUACAGCGGGAGUUUGUGCCCAAGCCAGAGGCGCAGGUCCAGCUACAGCAGUUGCGGAGAAGUGUGGGGCUGCUGACCGAUGAACUAGCCACAGAGAAGGAGGCCACAGAGAAGCUGCGGGAGCGCCUGGCCUCCCAGAGCAGCGGCCUCCGAGGGCUGUGGGACUGCCUGCCCCCAGACCUAGUGGGCAGGGGAAGUGCCCUGAGCUCUGCCGCAGAGCCCCUGGAGGAGCUGCAGGCCUGCAUCCGCUCCCUGGUCGACAGGCACCGGGAGACCCAGCAGGUGCUGACUCAGCUGGAGGAGGAAAACCAGCAGCUGCGGGAGUGCCUACCCUCAGGUGGGCAGCUGGACGCCACCUUUAAGGCCCAAGUUUCCCCUCAAGUGGCUGCUCUGGAGCAAGACCUGGGGAAGCUGGAGGAGGAGCUGCGGGCUGUGCAGGCCACGAUGAGUGGUAAGAGCCAGGAGAUAGGGAAACUGAAGCAGCUGCUCUACCAAGCCACAGAGGAGGUGGCUGAGCUGAGGGCCCGGGAGGCGGCCAGCCUGCGGCAGCACGAGAAAACUCGGGGUUCUCUGGUGGCCCAAGCCCAAGCUUGGGGCCAGGAGCUCAAGGUUCUGCUUGAAAAGUAUAACACUGCCUGCCGGGAAAUGAGUCGAUUGCGGGAGGCGGUGGCGGAGGAGCGCCGCAGGAGCGGGGACCUGGCAACCCGUGCAGCCGAGCAGGAGCGCCAGGCCAGGGAGAUGCGCGGGCGCUCUGAGCAGUUUGAGAAGACCGCAGAGCUGCUGAAGGACAAGAUGGAGCAUCUCAUUGGGGCUUGCCGGGACAAGGAGGCCAAGAUCAAGGAGUUGUUGAAGAAGCUGGAGCAGCUUUCAGAGGAAGUGCUAGCCGUUCGGGGAGAAAAUGCUCGCCUUGCCCUGCAGCUGCAGGAUUCCCAGAAGAACCAUGAAGAGAUCAUCUCCACUUACAGGAAUCAUCUGCUAAAUGCUGCUCGGGGCUACUUGGAACAGGACGUGUACAAUAUCCUACAGCGAAUCCUCAGAAUACAGGAGGAGUGAGGGAAUGAGAACAUCGGUUGGCAGAAGCUCCAUCAGGCCUUAGGGGGUGUGGGGAGGUGGUCACUAGGGGUAGUGUGGGGAGCUUCACCUGACAUUAUGGACCAAAGACCUGAGCACCUGGACCCUGGAAUCAGCAUGGAUGAGAUCAGAGGAUGUGUAGUAGAAGCCAGCUGUAUGGAAAAUAAAGCAGGAGGCAGGGUGGUGCUGAAUAUCAUUGUUGUUUCUUUUUUUCUAUCUAAAGGAGU